Messenger RNA from Solea senegalensis (Senegalese sole), 2135 nucleotides. RefSeq names its product retinol dehydrogenase 8a (gene rdh8a). Bases 196 to 1152 code for a protein of 318 amino acids. The transcript is spliced from 6 exons. The record is from RefSeq and is a predicted model, not a curated record. Gene Ontology annotation, biological process: estrogen biosynthetic process. NCBI's taxonomy places the organism in Eukaryota, Metazoa, Chordata, Actinopteri, Pleuronectiformes, Soleidae. Gene Ontology annotation, molecular function: estradiol 17-beta-dehydrogenase [NAD(P)+] activity. Gene Ontology annotation, cellular component: cytoplasm.
UGUUUUUCCUUUCUUCUUCUUCUUCUUCUCUCUGUGGAACAUGUGACUGAAGUAGACGCUCACAUGGCUGCCGCGGCUGCAUGAUCCGAUUUACUUUUUUAAAAGUCCGCUGAUCGGUGGCAGGAUCCCUCUGCAGCGGCCACACGGAGCAGAGAGAAGGACAGCACCCGCACAGACACACGGACAGACGGGACCAUGGCGAGCAGCAGCGGGCAGAAAGUCGUGCUGAUCACCGGCUGCUCCUCCGGCAUCGGGUUACGAAUCGCCGUCACGCUGGCCAAAGAUGAGAAGAAGCGGUACCACGUUAUCGCCACCAUGCGGGACCUGAAGAAGAAGGACAAGCUGGUGGACGCGGCGGGAGACGCGUACGGCAAGACGCUGACGCUGAUGCCUCUGGACGUGUGCAGCGACGAGUCGGUCAAGCAGUGCAUCAGUAACGUUAAAGACCGCCAUAUUGAUAUCCUGAUCAACAACGCCGGCGUGGGCCUGCUGGGACCCGUGGAGAGCAUCAGCAUCGAGGAGAUGAAGCGAGUGUUCGAGACCAACUUCUUUGGCGUCGUCCGCAUGAUCAAGGAGGUGAUGCCCGACAUGAAGAAGAGGCGUUCGGGACACAUCGUCGUCAUGAGCAGCGUCAUGGGCCUGCAAGGAGUGGUGUUCAACGAUGUUUACACCGCCUCCAAGUUUGCCAUGGAGGGAUUCUGCGAGAGCAUGGCCGUGCAGCUGAUGAAGUUCAAUAUCCGGUUGUCCAUGAUCGAGCCCGGCCCGGUGCACACCGAGUUUGAGACCAAGAUGAUGGAGGACGUGGCCAAGAUGGAGUAUCCGGGAGUGGACGCGGACACGAUUCGCUACUUUAAAGACGUCUACCUGCCGUCGUCCAUAGAUAUUUUUGAAGCCAUGGGCCAAACGCCUGAGGACAUAGCCAAAUGCACUAAAAAGGUCAUCGAGUCCAGCAGCCCUCGCUUCAGGAACCUGACCAACAGCCUCUACACGCCCAUCGUGGCCUUAAAGUACGCGGACGAGACCGGCGGCCUGUCCGUCAACACCUUCUACAACCUGCUCUUUAACUUCGGCCCUCUCAUGCACAUAACCAUGAGCAUCCUCAAGUGCCUGACGUGCAGCUGCCUGCGGAGGCGCACCAUCUCACCUAACUGAAGCCAGGAGCGUCCAGCCUUUUGCUCGUUCCCCCCAGUUCCCUUUGUUUGACCCCCAACUACGACCUCGGUGCCUUUCUUUCCUCUGAGGGUUUUUCUGGGGUGGUUUUGUUAGACUAGAACCAGUAUCUUGGAGAGAGAGAGAGAGAGAGGAGGAGGAGGAGGAGGAGGAGGUGCCUUUGCCGCCAUGAUAAGCUUUGCCUGGAUUACAUGCACACUUGCACAGAGAGAUUUUGUACGUAGGCUCGACCUCGUGUACUCUCCACAAACGACAACAACACAAAAACGACACGCGCCGUACAUACAUUCUAUGAAGAGAAGGCCUCGCUUUAUUUGCCGUACGUAGGCGGACUGGACAGAUUUGAGUCCCGUGGAGAAAAACUGCAAAGCACAAAAAAAAAACAAAAAAACCCAGAAAUAAUAACAGAAACAAACCCAAUAAAAAAAGCUAUAUUCUGUGUCUUCAGUAACGUUACACUCAGGCUCGUUUAGAGUAUCUAUAACAUGAAAGACAGAGUCAGGAAGAAUUUAUCUGCUUUUAUUGUUGUCGUGCCCUUAAUUUCAUGUUUGCCGUACAUAGUGUUCUCAUGGUCAUAACUGCUGUUGAAUCAUAUUUUUAUAAACUGGAUUUUCUUUGGUUCUUAAAAGGUUCUAUGUAUGAGCGGGUCGGUCAGGAUUUUUUUUUUCUAAUCUCACAACUUGAUUUAGAAAUAAAUCUGAUUUACUCUCAUAUGUAUAUUUUUGAUUUUUUUGUGUGAAAUCGAAUAAUGUUUUAUGACUGUGUGAGGGUUUGUUGUGUUUUUCUUCUUGUCUGCAAGAAACCUUUCUGCCAAUAGGGGGUGGUGUUUCACUGUCUUUUCCUCCUCCCCCUCAGUCUGUUGUAACCUGUGGAUUUCACAGGAUCAGCAGAGACCAGCGUGUAAAGGAAUGUUGUCCUCUGUGGCCUGAGACGGACAAAUUCAAUAAAUCAUAGUGUCAAAUUCA